AUGCCGACACAGACGAUGACAUACCAUAAAAAAUACCAGAGUACCAGACUUCAGUCACUCCUACGAGGCCCCGAUGUCCAGCUGACCCUACCGACGAACAUCGACACUACUACUCUCGACCUGCUUCUCCUCCUCCGCCCGACUGCGCUCUCCUACAAACGUUCCUCCGUCGCCCCGCCCUGGGUGGCUCCCGUCCCUCCGACCCCGCCGCGCCAGGCAUCACCCCGGCUGUGCCGUCUCACAUGCCAGGUCGCACGCGACGUCACGGUCAGCUUUUUCAACACGGCGCAACGAAGCUCUCGUCCACCUAUUCCUCCUGCUCACCUGCCCCUCAAGCGACCAGCGCUGCGCUGCUACGACCAAACCAAUAAUCCCAUAACCGCAAUCAUGGCUACCGACGUCCACAAGAAGACCGAUCCGAAAGGCGAUGCGAAAGUCCCUGCGCCAGCCCCAAACGCCGGCCUUGUCAGGAGAACGAGCGAUCCCCAUCCGGCCGGCCGCGUUAAGCACAGUCUGUUGAUACAGGUGCUUCGAGGCUUCUCAUUUGGUCUCUAUUUCGCUGCUUGUUGUCUCGCCAUCAUCACCACCCAGAUCAUGGGCGUCCCGCUAUACUGGGUCAACCGCGACAUGUUCUACUCCUACAUGGCGCUGACGAAACAGUCGUUUGGCCUGACCAUCACUGCCAUGACACACAUUUGGAGCAACACUACGAUCCGGAUAAGCGGUGAUGCGUCGAUGAACCGUCAGAUCCAAAAGACAGCGGACGGCAGGGUUCAGUUCAACUUUCCUGAGCGUGUAGUCUUAAUCGCGAACCAUCAGAUAUACACCGACUGGCUCUACCUCUGGUGGGUGGCCUACGCAAACUCGCCGAGCAUGCACGGCCACAUCUACAUCAUUCUCAAGGAAUCGCUAAAGUACAUCCCCGGCGUCGGCGCCGGAAUGAUGUUUUAUGGCUUCAUCUUCAUGUCGCGCAAGAUGUCGACCGACCAACCCCGGUUGGCGCACCGACUUCAGAAACUCAAGAAACAACACGUUGGCGCCAACGGGAACAAGUACCUCGAUCCCAUGUGGCUCCUGCUCUUCCCCGAGGGUACGAACCUGUCCAACAACGGCCGCAGGAAGUCAGCAGCCUGGGCCAAGAAGAACGAUACUAAGGACCCAGAACACGUGCUUCUACCGCGAAGCACCGGUACCUUUUUCUGCUUGAACGAGCUCAAGGGUUCGCUCGAGUACAUUUACGACUGCACAGUCGCGUACGAAGGAGUUCCCCGCGGCAAAUUCGGCGACCAGUUCUUUACCCUCACGAGCACGUACUUCCAAGGCCGCCCUCCAAAGUCGGUCAAUUUCCACUGGCGCCGCUUCCGCAUUGCCGACAUUCCUCUGGACGACGCCAAAGUUUUCGACACCUGGCUCCGCGAGCGUUGGUACGAAAAGGACGCCAUCAUGGAGGAGUACCUGUCCACCGGACGAUUCCCCGCCAGCCAGGAUCUCAAGGGCGGCUUCCUCGAGACAGAGGUCCGGCUGAAGAGCUGGAUUGAGCUGGCCCAGAUCUUUGUUGUAAUUGGAAUUGCCGGCCUCAUCUGGCGCAUGGUUGUCAAUGCUUUCACAAGAUUUGCUUCGGUUUUCUAG
Messenger RNA from Colletotrichum orchidophilum, 1629 nucleotides. Its product is annotated as acyltransferase. NCBI's taxonomy places the organism in Eukaryota, Fungi, Ascomycota, Sordariomycetes, Glomerellales, Glomerellaceae. Gene Ontology annotation, molecular function: acyltransferase activity. Gene Ontology annotation, cellular component: endomembrane system. The record is from RefSeq and is a predicted model, not a curated record. Bases 1 to 1629 code for a protein of 542 amino acids. The transcript has 7 exons.